This is a messenger RNA of Saccostrea echinata, 2028 nucleotides long. Its product is annotated as acyl-coenzyme A amino acid N-acyltransferase 1-like. The record is from RefSeq and is a predicted model, not a curated record. The coding region runs from base 155 to 1441 and encodes 428 amino acids. Gene Ontology annotation, molecular function: fatty acyl-CoA hydrolase activity. Lineage: Eukaryota; Metazoa; Mollusca; Bivalvia; Ostreida; Ostreidae. Gene Ontology annotation, biological process: fatty acid metabolic process; acyl-CoA metabolic process. The transcript is spliced from 9 exons.
UUCAACAUUAACUGGGACAGCAGAAACUGAGAAAGCAGAAAAUAUGUCAUUAUGUGACACCCACUGACAAGUCUGCUGUGACAGGAACACCAUUCAGAAUGUGACCGUGGUCAAAAGAGAUACCUGUAACCCUUUUUCUACAACAUUUCUUCCAAUGCCGGAGGUUAGAAUAUGUGUGACUCCUCGGGAGGCAUUAGUGGAUGAAGAAGUCGUUGUCAGGGUAGAUGGUCUACCUAAAAAGGGGAACAUAACAAUCAAAGCUUCGCUACAGGAGGGGAUUAACUGUUUUACAUCUUAUGGGUGUUACACAGCUACAGAACGGGGCCAUGUAGCCGUGGGGGAUCAGGCCUCAGUGCAAGGAACAUACACAGGUGUGGAACCAAUGGGACUAUUUUGGAGCAUGAAACCUGAACCAAAGAGACCAAAUGCUAGACUACUGAAGAAAGAUGUAACGACACCUAUGGUGGUGAAAUUUUCAGUGUUUGAAGGCCACCUUACUUGGAAAAACUUGUUUGAUACAGUCCAGAAACCUCUGGCUACCUUGGAUGUAUACAGAUGGUACAAACACAAGAGUGUUCGAAGAGAGGAAGUAAAAUAUAAGAAGAUUAGAGGAGCACUGUUUAUUCCUCCUGGCCCUGGUCCUUUCCCUGGUGUGAUUGAUUUGUUUGGAAACAGUGGAGGGCUGAUUCAACAUCGGGCUGCUCUACUCGCCUCCAGAGGGUUUUGUGUUUUUGCUCUGGCGUAUCUUGCUUAUGAUGAUUUACCAGUAACAUUAAAAGAUGUUUCAUUGGAUUAUUUCAUUGAUAGUGCUAGAUGGUUUGCUGGGAGACCAAACAUACAGAGCAACAGGAUAGGUGUAUUAGCAACAUCCAAAGGUGGAAUGUAUGCCUUGGAGCUUUGCAGGCAUUUGUCACAGAUCAAAGCUAUAGCAUUGGUCAAUGGAGUCACUUUUUAUGCAGAUGAACCCUUGAAGUACAAAACAGAAUACAUACAAAGUGCACCAAAUUUUAUGAAUCAAGUAAAGGUAACCAAUGAGGGAAUGGACAUAUUAGGGUUCUAUAACCCAACAGACGAAUACUAUAUUAAAGCAUGGGAAAGUGAAGCUUGUGUGUUGUGUAUUGUUGGAGAAGAUGACCAUACUUUAAGUUAUAGUAUUACUGAACGUUUCAUGGAACUAAUACCCUCGGAUCAUCAACAUCGAUUUGAGUUGGUGAAAUAUCCAAAUGCUGGGCACCUUAUAGAACCGCCAUACUCUCCACACUGUAGGGUUUCAUUUAAUAGAUAUAAUAAGAAAAACAACACUAUAUGGGGAGGACAUACAAAGAGCCAUAGCUAUGCUCAAGAAGAUUCAUGGAGGCGGAUUAUAGCAUUUUUGUCCCAUUACCUUAAAACUGAUAAACACCUUCAGGACCAAUUAAGAUACUCGACCAGUAAACUAUGAGGUGACUUUGAAGCAUCAACUCAGACAUUCAAAUUUUUAACUGAUGAAACUAGUAUUUUUAUUUACAGAUGCAAAGGGAAGAGUUUGUAUCAUAAAAACAAAAAUAUCUUGCGUUAAGUUUUGGAAAGUAUCUGGAAAUUUCAAACUGUAAAUGUAUGUAAGUGAAAGUAUAUAGUUUGUUUAAGAUAUUGAAAAUGAAAACUUUAAAAAUAUAUGAAUGUAUUAAUUUAAUGAAAAUUUCAAAUUCCUGCUAGACUCAGACUGAUCUCCAGUUAAUUAAGCCAAUUCUGUAAGCCACUGUUACCCAGAUUGUGUAGUUGAAUUUUGUCUUUACUACACUGUAUACUAUUGUGACCUUGCAGGAUAUAAGUAACAAUUAUUUUGAUAUUCUCUUACAGUUAGAUAUUUAACUAAAUACUCUUACUAAUUUGAGGCUCCUCAGUAUAUAGUGUGCCAUGUAUAGAAGGUUUUUUUUACUCCUAAAUGAUAUUUUUCAAUCACAGUAUAUUGCAGCAUAAUUUAUUUUGAGUGCGUAAUAAAUAUACAGUUUGUCUUUUGUAUACAUAUUAUAGAUUAUGUAGCAUAAU